AUGAGGCUGCUGGAGUGCAAGAUUAAGGGGUUCCUGGACCGGCCAUACUCCUGGGAGAAGUUAGCUGACAUCCUCAAGGUUUUCUGGUUCUACCGCAACCCGACCCCACUCCUCUCCCCAGGCAAUGGGGUUUUAUUUAAAGGGCCGGUGUGUGUAUCCCCAGAGUAUGUCUUUGAGCACUGGCAAGAAGAUGCUUUCUUCGGGUACCAGUAUCUGAAUGGGUUCAACCCUGUUCUGAUCCAGAAAUGCACGGCGCUCCCGGAGAAUUUCCCGGUGACACAGGAGAUGGUGGCCGGCUUCCUGGGGGAAUCCACCAGCCUCCAGGAGGAGCUACAGAGAGGGAGCAUCUAUAUCGCAGAUUACAAGCUCCUGGAAGACAUUCCCACCACUAAAGUGAACGGGCACCAGCAGUACAUCGCCGCACCCCUGUGCCUGCUGCACCAGAAACCCAGCGGGGAGGUCGUCCCCUUGGCCAUCCAGCUCAGCCAGCACCCAGGUCCCGAGAGCCCCAUCUUCCUGCCCAGUGAUUCCGAGUGGCUCUGGACUCUGGCCAAGACCUGGGUGCGCAACUCCGAGUUCCACCUGCACGAGGUCACCUCCCACCUGCUCCGCGCCCACCUGCUGGCCGAGGUCUUUGCCGUGGCCACCCAGCGCCAGCUGCCCAUGUGCCACCCCCUGUACAAGCUCCUGAUCCCUCACAUCCGGUUCUCCAUCCACAUUGAUGUCCUGGCCCGGACCUUUCUCAUCAGCCCCGGGGGCGUAUUCGAUCGGGCCAUAGCAACUGGGCGUCGAGGCCUCGCCGAGCUGCUCCGCAAGGCCCUGGAAAACCUAACCUACACCACGCUCUGCUUUCCCGAUGACAUCCAGGAACGCGGUGUCGCCUCGCUCCAGAACUACUACUACAAGGACGAUGGGCUCAAGAUCUGGGCAGCUAUAGAGAGCUUUGUCUCCGGCAUUGUGACAAUCUACUACCAGACCAGCCUCUCGGUGCAGAGUGACCACGAGCUGCAGGCGUGGGUGGGCGAGAUAUUCGCCAAGGGAUUCCUUGGCCGACAGGCAUCGGGCAUCCCCUCGGCUCUGGGCACCAUGGCCGAGCUGACCAAGUACCUGACCAUGGUGAUCUUCACCUGCUCUGCCUAUCACGCUGCCGUCAACGCCGGGCAGUUCGAGCUGGCAGCCUUCAUGCCCAAUUACCCGUCGUCCAUGCGGAAGCCACCGCCCCGGAACAAGGCCAAGGUGACCCUGAAGCAGUUCCUGGACACCAUCCCCGAGAUGAACACCACCAGCCUGAUCCUCUCCGUCCUCUGGGUGCUGCGUAAUGAGGAUCGGGACAUGAGACCCCUGGGGACAUACCCUGAGGAGCACUUUACCGAACACGGGCCAAAGCAACUCAUGGCUGCCUUCCAGGAUCGCCUAGCAGAGAUCUCCCGGGAAAUCAAGGAGAGGAACCGGUCGCUGAGUCUGAGCUACAACUAUAUGUAUCCUCCUAACAUAGAGAACAGUACAGCAAUAUAACACCCAGAGGUGCCACCCCUCCAACUGCCCCACGAUGAAGAACCCCUCACCCAGACACCCACCACUGAAUACCCCUGCAGUAAUCGGCAACAGCAUCUCCACAGCACACUGCCAAAUGCUUGCUGGCAUCCUGAGAACAUUCACCCAGCCUGAUGGAGCAAUGGUGAAUCACACACACUGGGGAUCUGGCCCCAUUAAGUCCAAUGAAGAGACGCCCAUUGACACCAGCUGGGAUCUGCUCAGGGCCACCAUAAACCUCCAGUUCAGGGAUUUCCCUACACCCCCCCUACACCCUCCUAAAUUUCCCCAACACCCUCC
Messenger RNA from Chrysemys picta bellii (western painted turtle), 1833 nucleotides. The record is from RefSeq and is a predicted model, not a curated record. Lineage: Eukaryota; Metazoa; Chordata; Testudines; Emydidae.